GGAUGUUUGGCCAAAGACACAUUGACGCCAACCACUCGAUCGGACGCCUGAUCAACCAUUCGUUUCAAGUCACUGAGUCAGGUCAGACUCUAUUUACAGGUUUAUUGAGUUCAAUGAAGUGCUGGCGUCGAGUAGCAGACGUUGGGCGAUCACAACGUUACGUCGAAUUUUCAUUGCUCGCUUUGUCUGGCUAACUGUUAACAAGCUUUUGUCAGGUUAGGUCCAUUUUCUCACCCGGUACUUUCCCAUCUUCCCAGUGGCUUUAGAGAGGAACGCUCAACGAUACGUAAACCAUCUCCAUUAAGCAGUCUUGUCGUGAGUACUGAACCAGACCUGCGAUGUCCCAGUUACAUACUGAUGCAACGGAUGGUCCCCCUACGGCCCUCACUGCCGAUGCUGCCUGGUGGAAUACGACAGCGAAAGCCGUGCGUGAAGUUGAUGAAGCGAAAAUUAAAGACCAUAAGGAAGACGUUGAUACUCUCCUCGUGUUUGGCGGCUUGUUCUCCGCAAUCAUGACAACAUUGCUGGUUGAAUCAUAUAAGACUCUUCAGCAGGACCCGGCAGAUGCCACCUUGAAAGUACUCGAGCACAUUUCGCAACAAUUGAACAGUUUCACAAUCAACAAUACUACAAGUCUCGUGAAUAACGCCAUACCUCCUUUCAUGCUCCUUCCCUCCUUCAACCCCUCGGUGUCUGCGAUAUGCACAAACGUCGCAUGGUUUGCUAGUUUGAUCAUCAGCUUGGUAGUGGCAUCCUUCGGGAUGUUGGUCAAGCAGUGGCUCAGAGAGUUCCUCGCCGGAGAAUACACGUCGCCCCAGGCGCGCCUCCGCAUUCGUUGCUUCCGAUAUCCUGGCUUGGCACAAUGGAGAGUUUUCGAGAUCGUCGCAAUUCUACCGCUGCUAUUGCAACUCGCGUUGGCAUUGUUUCUAAUAGGGCUGUGCUUUUUCACGUCCUCCGUCCAUCCUAGCAUCGCUUGGACAAGCGUACCCUUGAUUGCAAUAUGGGCAGGCCUCUUUCUCGCCGCCACGCUUGCUCCGGCAUUCUCACCACGGUGUCCGUACAAAACUACCUUUCUCAAAGGUCCUAUGCAAUCCCUCCGACGUUUCUUGGCCAAAUGGCCCCAUAUCCACCCUCCCCCAUCAGGCGUCCGACGCCUUGCACAGGUGACUACGCGAUUAAUCUGGUUCUACAUACUCCCCUUAAGUCCAGCAUGGCCCGAUGGCAAUCCCGGCAAUGGACUUGAGGACGGUAUUUUCCUGAUAGAGGAGGAUGACAUAGUCGUCGAUGUUCCGAAUGACCUUGAUGUCCUGGUCGAAGUAGAUUUCAUCCAAACUGACGACAACCUGCUCCGUAAUGCACUUUUAGACCAGCGAUUUUUGCAGGUUCAUCGUAACGGCCGCGAUAUAGUCUCAUUUAUUCUUCGCAUUGUCUCCCAUCGAACGGACACAGCAGUUUCUUACGGGUCCCAAGAGCCCAGGGAUCUUCGUCGACUGUCGAAAGAACUUUGGUAUGCUGUGACCUACGUGCUCUCAUCAUUGCUAUCUCAGCAGCUCACACUUUGGAUGACUUAUAAUACUGAACAACGUGCCAAGUUCUCCGAUUGGAUGCAACCCGCUGUCGUGCUCUUACUGUCCAUGUCGUCGUUCCCUCUCCCCCCUAUGUGCUCUCUCGGUACCUUACUUCCAAUCUAGCUGAUGUCAGGGACUUCAUUAUCAAACCAACUCUUGCCAGCGAUGCACUCGAGAUCCUCGGUGGACCUGCUCAGCUUGAUGCGCUUAGGAUUCUUGAGCAGCAUCGGACUAAUGAUGUUAGCC
This is a messenger RNA of Somion occarium, 1814 nucleotides long. The record is from the annotation of a GenBank genome assembly. Lineage: Eukaryota; Fungi; Basidiomycota; Agaricomycetes; Polyporales; Cerrenaceae.